UGCUCAAUGCUCAAUUCUCAAUGCUCAAUUCUCAAUUCUCACUGCUCAAUUCUCACAGCUCGAUUCUCAAUGCUCAAUUCUCAAUGCUCAAUGCUCAAUUCUCAAUUCUCACUGCUCAAUUCUCACAGCUCGAUUCUCAAUGCUCAAUGCUCAAGUAA
This is a messenger RNA of Tricharina praecox, 158 nucleotides long. RefSeq lists its product as uncharacterized. The transcript has a single exon. The annotation marks the transcript as partial. Lineage: Eukaryota; Fungi; Ascomycota; Pezizomycetes; Pezizales; Pyronemataceae. The record is from RefSeq and is a predicted model, not a curated record.